Messenger RNA from Theileria parva strain Muguga, 1301 nucleotides. Its product is annotated as putative integral membrane protein. The transcript is spliced from 3 exons. NCBI's taxonomy places the organism in Eukaryota, Apicomplexa, Aconoidasida, Piroplasmida, Theileriidae. The record is from RefSeq and is a predicted model, not a curated record. Bases 123 to 1232 code for a protein of 369 amino acids.
AUCUUGAACAUUUUUACCCAUUUAACGGAAAUAUUAUCGAAAUAAGUUCUGAAAAUAACUUUCUAAAAUUAACUUUCUAAAAUUAUUUGUGAAAAUUAGUAUCUGAAAAUAAGAUUGUGAAAAUGCGUUAUAUAUCAUCGGUAGUGUUGGGACUGUAUUUAACAUUGUUGGCGAUAGCGGCAAUAAACACUCAGAGGGGCGGGAGUUUCCUUAACUAUGGGACGACUGAGCGUGGUCACCCAAGUCUCCAGUCAGAUGAGUUAGAUGCUCUUGGCACUCCUGAGGAGGGACCUAGAAGGGGAAACCCUGGCGUAUUAUCUAAAGUGAAAGACUUCUUCUACUCUGACGGUAAAACACUACACAAAACCCAUAACAAUGUGUUGUUACUUUCAUUUGAAGGGUUCAAGAAUGUGAGAAACAAGCAAGUGGUAGAUAACACACAUUUACAGGUACAAAAGACCCUAGACUUGUUCAAAAAUAAUACUGAGAAAGGUGUGCUCCACUUCAGUACAAGGGAUAAAUUACAGCCCAAAAGUACCAUUAACAAGGCCACCUUUAAGCUUAAUAAACUCUUUGACGCUAAGUCGCUCGGUUUCAAAUGCCCUACCAACGCUGUCAAGCUCUACCUCAUUGAGCCACUCAAUGACGAGCUUAAAAUCAAAGUGCUCAAAGGGCCAAUCAAAGUCGAACUCAAGAAAAGUGAAGUUGAAGUUGACGUGACCAACUUCUUCAGUGAUCUCCAAGAUGACACUCCUCAAGUGAAAGGGAAUUUGAUGCAAUUUUUGGAUUUAUCAGUGAGAAAAGGUGCGACACCAGCGAAAUCAGCGCCUGGCGAAGAUGAUUUAGAAUUCGAUGAUGAGCCUGAGGAAUCCGGUGAUCAAAAGGACGAGGAGAACGACGAGAAUUUCUUCGGAAAAGAAGGUAGCAACAGGGAGGAAGCUGGUGAAUUGAUGCCUUCAGGAGGAGGAACAAUUGACAAGUAUCUGAUGCUGGAAGCGGAUUCAAACUGUUACUUCGCCUUUGACGUGGAGAAGAAUAAGCCGAAAAUCAAGAUUGAAACUUCGAAGAAGACUACUACAAGGCUUAAACAGGCCAAUAAAGUUGCUAUUGGAGGAGUUGCUACCGCCGUAGGAUUAGUCAUCUUCGGAGCUGUUUUUAUAAUCCUCAGGAGCAGAAGAACCGAUUACUCAUACUUUUACGAUAAACAAAAUGAAACCGCAGCCCUAACCUAACAUCUCAAUUUAAGAAUCACACAAUCAUUUCAGAUUUUACUUAAUCAUUUCAGAUUUUACUUAAUCAUU